Molecule: messenger RNA, 1079 nt
Organism: Hyla sarda
Lineage: Eukaryota; Metazoa; Chordata; Amphibia; Anura; Hylidae
Gene: GAL
Product: galanin and GMAP prepropeptide
Exons: 9
Coding region: 396-914 (172 amino acids)
Cellular component (GO): extracellular region
Molecular function (GO): hormone activity
Source: RefSeq, a predicted model, not a curated record
UUCGGAGUCCAGAAGGGUCUUAAUUGCAAUUAAGAGAACACAGCAGCUUUCACCCUGCAGGAUGUCAUCUCGGACACCAACGAAAGAAUAAAGUAGCCAAAGAAGAAGAAGAAGAGGCAAGUAGGAUGAAGCUCCUUGGGCCGGUACAAACUGUCCCCCCUCCAUAAUCACAGUGACUUGUGGAGUGGAAAUGAUCCAGUGACGUCCGACUCCAUCACAUGCCCCCCCCCCCCAGGGAGGGAGACCAGUCCAUACCAACCCGGUGCUGACCAUAAAUAGCCAAUCCCCUCGGCUGCUGCACCAAACGCCCUGGGGAGACUUGCCUAUCCUACAAUGCAGUGAGAUUCCUGCUGUGUUUUUUCUUGGACAAGUCUGCAGAGCACAACUCAUAUUGUAUGCCAGCCGGGAGCACCUGUAGCAUUCUACUGCAAGACACAACACAAAGAAACUGCAGGCGCAGAUCCACAAGUCACUCCAAGAUGCAAAAGUGCACGAGUCUCCUGCUAGUAUGUUUAAUACUGUGUGCUACUAUCUCCCAGACAUUUGGACUAGUGUUGACAGGGAAAGAGAAGCGUGGCUGGACAUUGAAUAGUGCUGGUUAUCUCUUAGGGCCACGUCGUAUUGAUCAUCUUUUUAUGGUUAAGGAAAUUCCCAUUGAUAUGGGAAAAGAAGAGCCUCCCGGGGAAUAUGCUGUAGAUAAUCAUAGAUCUUUUAAUGACAAACAUGGAUUCGGUGGGAAACGUGAGCUACUGCUAGAAGAAGAUGUAAAGUCAGGAAAUUUUUUUAGAACCCUGUCUGACGACAAUGUACUGCGGACACUGGUUGAAUUUUUAACGUAUUUACACCUGAAAGAGUCCGGCGCACUUGAAAAUUUAACCUCUCCGACGUCCUCAGAAGAAACAAACCAGUCAUGAAAAUAUAAAUCCUUUGUAUUUGAUUGUAUAAUGAUGAAAUGACUAAUCCAAUAAAUGUUUCCACUCAAUGUCCAUAAAGAUCCUCUUAUAAAUAUAUUCCAAUGAUAUUUUAGUGUAUUUUUGCUUAAGUAAAAUGAAGCUAUACAAUAAAAAAUUUUGAUGUUA